This is a messenger RNA of Nematostella vectensis (starlet sea anemone), 5009 nucleotides long. Its product is annotated as cat eye syndrome critical region protein 2 homolog. The record is from RefSeq and is a predicted model, not a curated record. Gene Ontology annotation, cellular component: CERF complex. The transcript is spliced from 15 exons. NCBI's taxonomy places the organism in Eukaryota, Metazoa, Cnidaria, Anthozoa, Actiniaria, Edwardsiidae. The coding region runs from base 54 to 4139 and encodes 1361 amino acids. Gene Ontology annotation, molecular function: protein binding. Gene Ontology annotation, biological process: chromatin remodeling.
UGUGUGUCGUCAUUGUGUACUCUGUAGUCAGCCAUCUGUUUUCAUGGCCUGUCAUGGAAGAUAUUCGGUCAUGGUGGGAAGUGCCUAGUAUCGCACACUUUUGCUCGCUAUUUCGCACUGCUUUUGGCCUCACUGACUUUGAGAUCGAGGACUUAGAAGACGCUCUACUGCUGGAUGGUUCUAAGGAGGACUCCUAUAACAGAUUCCUUGCCGACCUACACGCUAGUUUAUUGAAGGGUUUGUUCACUGGAAAUAAAGACAUCAACGCUGAUAACUUCGAACCAUACCUAUCGGAAGUGCUGAAAAUACGCUGGCAAGAUGAGCUGGGCAAGCCAAACCCAUUGAGUGAGAGUCCUUACAGCCAACUUACAACCCAGCAAAAAGUUGAAAUUCUCCACGACUUGUGUGACUUCCGCCUUGACGUCGGCGACGUUCCAGACUUGUUAAAAGGGCUAGACGCAGACAGUUUGCGAGUGGAGCCCCUUGGCACAGACGCCAGUGGAAACGUUUACUGGUACUUCUACGGUACCCGGUUAUACAAAGAGACUCCAGAAGUUAGCCAGGAAGCGAAAGAUAAGGAACUGAAAAAAGAAAAGAAGAAGAAGAAAUUGGAAGCAAAAAAGAAAAGGAAACAGAAAAAAAAGCAGAAAGGGAAAAAGAAGAAGAGGGUAUCUUCAUCAUCAGAGUCUGAAUCUGAUUUUAUUACUAGCUCAAGCAGCGAGGAGUCCAGUGAAGAAGACACCGAGGAGGAAAACUCAGAAAAAAAAGGCCCCCAGUGGAUGCUAGUGUGCUCAACUGCUACUGAGUGGGAAGAACUAGCAGAGUCUUUCAAGAAAAGCAAGAAUCGAGACGAAAAAAUGCUCUACCAAACGCUCUCUGAAGACUUUGUCCCGGAAAUCACGAAGAUGAUUGAUACAAAGGAAAAGGCUUUGCAAAAGAAGCUGCUUCUUGAAAUGGCCCCACGGCGAGCAUCUGAACGCAUUGCACUUAAGUCAAGUCUCAGAGAUGAGGAGGAUAGAGAAGAUGACGAAGAGGAACAACUGGACAAGGAAAGGGCAGCGGAGAGCAAGAAACAAGAAGAUGAGGAGAAGGAGAAAGAAAAACAGCUUGUUGCAGAGAAACGGCAAAAAGAACGUGCAGAGCGAGCUCGCCUACGAGAAGAGAGGCAGUGGAUGAUAGCUAAUGGGGAGCUCUCUGAAUUCAAUACUAACUCCAAUGCAUCAAGUGAUGACAACAAUGAUGAAAACAGCAAAGACAGAGAAGAUCUCGAGAAGCGGGAGCGUAAACCGCUGCCUCCUAGCUGUGAGGAGGACCGAGAUGAAGAUUUGUACACUGGAAUGUAUAAAGUUCUUGAUUACCUAAAAAAGCACAACAAUGCCUGGCCUUUCCUCGAGCCAGUGGAUGAGUCUUAUGCCCCACAAUAUCAUGAGAUCAUUGAGAACCCAAUGGAUUUGUCGACCAUUGAGGAAAAGUUAGACACAAGCAAGUAUGCUACCCUGGAUGAGUUCCAGAGUGAUAUGAAACUUAUGUUUGAGAACUGCCUUGAGUAUAAUGGACCAGACAGCAUGUACACCAAGAUGGGAAACACUCUAGAGGCUGCCUUCAAUCGUCAAAUCAAGAAACAUUUUCCUGAAGACCAGGAAAACAGUGAUGAAGACUUUGAAGAAGAACUUCGCAAGACCCGGCGAAAAGAAAUGCAAAAGUUACAAAAGAAAAAGGGGUACUCAGUUGAUGAUUUUUUACCAGAGCCUGCCAUGGAUAGAAAAAUGGGAGGUCCUUCCAUGAUGCAGGCUGGUGCAGGGAACAUGCCGUACCAGUUCCCAAAUAACAUGCCUAUGAAUCAAAUGGGUGGUAACCCCAUGAUGGGCGCAGGGCGACCCCCGCCAAACUUCUCAUCGUUCCCUCCGGGAGGGUUUGGGCCUGAUGGAAGGCCAAUGUAUCCACCUGAGUUCUACCAAAACAUGUACAAUGCAAUUGCACGAUAUGGAGUGCCUCCACAACAAUUUAACCAAUACCCUCCUGGCUACACCCCUCCCCACUUGACUAGAGCUCCCAUGGGAGGUCCACAGGGAAUAGGGUAUCCACAAGGAGUGCAGGGACGUAUGCCUUACCCACGCCCACCGGGUGAUGGAGUUGCCGGCCCAGCGCAAGGAAUGCAGCGCAUGCCUGGGCCCAUGCCUAUGAGUGGUCAUCUUGGUCCCCAGGGUCCUCCUGUGGUUUACCAAAAAGGUCCCACUGGUCAACCACCUGUUGCCACAUCAGGGGCUCAAAUGGCUGGGCCUGAAGCGUCCCUAAAUGUACCUUCAAGUCAAUCAUCACAACGUCUUCCACAGGGCAUGGAAGGGGCUGUACGCCCUCAAAUGGGAUCCCCAUCCUACCCUGGACAGUUUGGGCCACAGGGAGGAGUACCACCUAGGCUCCAGGGUCCCAUGGGGAUGAAAGUUGGUGUAGGUUCCACAGAGGGUGGCAUGCAACAGAUGAUGGGGUACCCUCCCAGGCUGCAGAGAGCACCAAGCGGUGACCAAAUGCAGCGACCUGGACAACAUCUACCUGCCGGAUUCAUUUCCCGCUUUCAGAAUCCUGGCCAGGCAAGCCCACCUGGUAAACCCCCUGGUGACCAAAGUGAAGCAGCCAGAACUCCAGAUAGCAAUCAUUCUAUGUCGCCUGGACAGCGCACAGUGCCUGUGUCAACAUCUGGUGAGCCAACACCCUCAUCCAUGACCACAGAGAAAGACAAACGUGAGUCCGAGCAAGCUGAGAUGCCUCCUAGAAGCCAAGUGUUGAACCAGGGCUUCCCUCCGCAACAGUACUACAACAGGAUGAUGGGACCUGGUCCUCAGCAAAGCCCCUAUCCACAAGGCAUGCCACGGGGACCCGCCCCAUGGUCCCAGGGUAGAGCAACCAGCGUCAUUAUGAGCCCCUCCACUCACACCGGAGUUGAUAAACCAGAGCCUGGAAUGGACCAACCUUCAAAAAACUCGGACGAGACUAAAGGAUCGCCACACCUACAGGAGCAAGAUAACCAAGAUGGCGCACAGAACGGCCAUAAAGAAGGAGAUCAACCCGCUGACCCAGCCAGCAAGGAGGCUCAAGAUGCUCAGAAAAAGGGUGUAGGAAUGUCAAUACGCUCAAUCCUUGGCUCACCAGCAAGUUCAUGCUCAGAUUCUGAACGCCCCUCCGAAACCAAGCCUGCUGUUGUUACAGCUCCAAGACGUUCGCCGCCUCCUUUAGUCUCUGAUCCCAAGCCAAGAGAUGGUGUGUCUAAUCCGGAUAGCAGAAGAUCCUCCCCUGCUCUGGACCAAGCUGCACGGCCACCCUCACAACCUCAGGAACGGCCAACUUCAUUCAAGAGCUGGCCACCCCCACAGCUUGCCCCAGGGGGUGGUGCACAGCCCAAGAGUUUCCUGGAAGAGCUGUUUAAUGGUGCUCCACCUGGAGGAAAAGAGCCUGUGGGUCCAGAGGAUGAUAAACCAGCUGAGCAGAGGAUGUCAUUCACCUCCUUACUAAAGGAGAUGGCUCCAAACAGGGAAAGUCCCAAGAAGGGAUCAUUUGUGGAUCUGGACAUGACCACAGAACGAGGCCCAGAGCGUGGAAUGCCACCAGGAAUGAUGUCCAGAAACUUUAUGCGAACACCUGAGGAGGCACAGCGGUACUCACACAUGACACAACAGAUGGGCCCCUACACCAUGUACCAGGGCAAGAGGACCGCCGAAGGGAUCCCACCACUUCAGUACCACCCUUCGGCCGCCCCUAGUAUGGCACAGAUGAGUCGUCAGCAUGCAUAUGAACUUGCAGCUGCACAGAGUCGAUCUCCCAAGGGUCAGUUCAUGGACCUGGAUAGCAGGAAGUUCCUGGAACAGCCUGGGUUCACGCCCACCUCUCAUGAAGCUUAUAGUAGAGAGCACCUGUACCUGUUGCAGGAGCAGCAGCGUCGCCAGCAGGUAGCGGCAUCUUCCCGCAAUUCCAUCAUGCCAGGUGGACAGGGUAUGCCUCCCCACAUGAUGGGUUACCCUGGAAACGUGAUGUUACGUCAACAGCAGAUGCUGGAUGCCAUGUAUGGUGCACGUGUGCGUAAUGGGGAUGCACCCGGAGCACCCCCUUCAGAAUCACUGCCAUCAAAGGUCGCAAGAUUUAGUUAGCAGUAUACCCAUCAAUAUUUUUUUUGAAAAAUGCAUAAAGCUGCAAAAUAGAUUACAAUGCCAACUCAAAGCUAUAGUCGGAACAUGUGUUGAACUGUCUUCACCUAUUUGAAUAUACACCAAUUUCAAUAAAGGUUGUCAGUGCAAAUGGCGAUUGGCAAAUGGCAGUUCUAUGACCGAAAGUAACCAUGCGCCUCGAAAAAUAUGGAUAAAUCAAAACAAUUCUCCAUUAAUGGUUACCACUACUUGGCUCUGGCAUUGCUGGACUUUUAACACCUUUAAUUUUACUGAUAAAUUAGUACCCAUAAGCCAUUUACCAUUUGACAUUCGCCAUUUGCACUGGCAACCUUUUGUAAAAUAGGUGUAUUCAUGUGCCUUGUUCUACAUCAAUCUGUUUCAGUGUCUAGUUUAUUUUUUGUUUGUUUGUGUGUGUGUUGUAUAAAUUUUUUUUGCUGGAUAAAUAAUGAUUUGUUGGAAUGGAAUUAACAUGUACAAAACAGUGGCGACAAUCACUACCUGAUUUUGUGGCUCUAAUGUCACGCAAUUCUCUUCAAAUCUUAGCUUCUUAGAGAAAAAUAUUUGUUGAUCAACUUUCGCAUCGUGUUAUAUAAUACUUCUGCUGGUCUUUUCUAUGUACUGUAACUGAGAAAUUAUUUGAUAAUGAGAUCCUUUUUGAUAUUUAUUUUCUACCUUUAUAUACAUAUAUUUAUACUUUCCAUUCCAGAGCUGAUUGUAAAGUAGUCCAGAAUUCUAAAAGUUUAUAGGUAAACAAUCUUCAGAAAGCAUCCUCAGGGGCUAUACGAUAUAUUAACUAUGUUUCACAGAAUUUGUCUUUAAUAAUAAAACGAACUCUAUAUCAUUAGAGAUUAA